AUGUCGACCAGAACGACUGUAGCGUCUUUGUAUCGUCGUGCUCUGAAGUUGUCCCUCGACUGGGCAGUUCAUAGAUACGUCUGGAGAGGGCAGGCCAUGUACAUACGAUCGCUAUUUGAAGCCAACAAGAAGAUCCAGGAGCCCAGACAGCUGAGGGCGUUGUUUCAAGAGACAGAGGAUUUAUUGCAAAAAUGGAAGCACCCUGAUCCAUACCGUCCGCCAACUGCCCCAGGAGGAUCGAAAUACGAAAGAAAUCUUCCAGCACCAAUUCUCGAUCCCCCACCUCACAUACAAGAUUAG
Glarea lozoyensis ATCC 20868 is the source of this 300-nucleotide messenger RNA. RefSeq lists its product as uncharacterized. Lineage: Eukaryota; Fungi; Ascomycota; Leotiomycetes; Helotiales; Helotiaceae. Gene Ontology annotation, biological process: mitochondrial electron transport, NADH to ubiquinone. The coding region runs from base 1 to 300 and encodes 99 amino acids. The record is from RefSeq and is a predicted model, not a curated record. The transcript is spliced from 5 exons.